Messenger RNA from Xiphias gladius (swordfish), 924 nucleotides. RefSeq names its product mitochondrial uncoupling protein 2-like. The coding region runs from base 1 to 924 and encodes 307 amino acids. The record is from RefSeq and is a predicted model, not a curated record. Gene Ontology annotation, biological process: mitochondrial transport; adaptive thermogenesis; mitochondrial transmembrane transport. The transcript is spliced from 6 exons. Lineage: Eukaryota; Metazoa; Chordata; Actinopteri; Istiophoriformes; Xiphiidae. Gene Ontology annotation, cellular component: mitochondrial membrane. Gene Ontology annotation, molecular function: oxidative phosphorylation uncoupler activity.
AUGGUUGGAUUUGGACCUGCAGAUGUGCCUCCAUCAGCAGCUGUGAAGUUUGUAGGAGCAGGAACUGCAGCCUGUACCGCUGACCUGCUCACCUUUCCCCUGGACACAGCCAAAGUGCGACUGCAGAUCCAAGGGGAGGCUGCGGGGAAAGGGUCUGCAGUGAAGUAUCGAGGAGUGUUUGGCACCAUCACCACCAUGGUGCGUACAGAGGGGCCCAGGAGUCUUUACAAUGGACUGGUGGCAGGACUGCAGAGACAGAUGAGCUUUGCCUCUGUCCGAAUCGGUCUCUACGACUCUGUAAAACAGUUCUACACCCGAGGUUCUGAUCAUGUAGGCAUCGGCAGUCGGCUGCUUGCAGGAUGCACCACAGGUGCCAUGGCGGUUGCUUUUGCUCAGCCCACAGAUGUGGUGAAAGUCCGCUUCCAGGCACAGACCAGGUCUUCUGGGCACGGCAGGCGCUACUGUAGCACCAUGGAUGCUUACAAGACCAUUGCUAAGGAAGAAGGCAUUCGUGGUCUAUGGAAAGGUACAGCUCCAAACAUUGCACGUAAUGCAAUUGUCAACUGCACAGAACUAGUGACAUACGACUUCAUCAAGGAUACACUUUUGAAGUCCACUCCCCUGACAGACAAUCUGCCCUGCCACUUUGUAUCAGCCUUUGGUGCAGGGUUAUGCACAUCAGUGAUUGCCUCUCCAGUCGAUGUGGUCAAGACAAGGUAUAUGAACUCUGCUCUUGGCCAGUACAACAGUGUCCUCAAUUGUGCUGCUGCCAUGAUGACCAAAGAAGGACCACUCUCCUUUUAUAAGGGGUUCAUGCCAUCUUUCUUACGACUGGGCUCCUGGAAUGUGGUGAUGUUUGUGACAUAUGAGCAGCUGAAACGGGCCAUGAUGGCAGCAAAGCACCAUUGCAGAACUACACUGUAA